This is a messenger RNA of Astyanax mexicanus (Mexican tetra), 1951 nucleotides long. RefSeq names its product mitogen-activated protein kinase 13 (gene mapk13). Gene Ontology annotation, molecular function: MAP kinase activity; ATP binding. Gene Ontology annotation, cellular component: cytoplasm; nucleus. The coding region runs from base 180 to 1271 and encodes 363 amino acids. NCBI's taxonomy places the organism in Eukaryota, Metazoa, Chordata, Actinopteri, Characiformes, Acestrorhamphidae. The record is from RefSeq and is a predicted model, not a curated record. Gene Ontology annotation, biological process: protein phosphorylation; intracellular signal transduction. The transcript has 12 exons.
CCCCCUUGCCGUAGGGCGACUUUAGCAGACGGAGCGAGCGAGCGCGAGACUCCAGCCCGGUUUUCACGUCGUCGUCGUCGCGCGCGCGCACCGCGAUAAUGCUGGCCGGGAGCCGCGCGAGCUGCAGGGCGGUACGGUAGACGGGCGGGUUGUUUCCCCGCGCGAGCUCGAGUUCACCCAUGGAGCCGCAGCCCGGAUUCACGCGCGAGGAGAUCAACAGCACGGUGUGGGAGGUGCCGGAGAAGUACGUGCGCUUAAAGCAGAUUGGGACCGGAGCCUACGGUACCGUGUGCUCAACCAUCAAUGAGAAGACCAAAGAGAAAGUGGCCAUCAAGAAGCUGCACAGGCCCUUCCAGUCGGAGAUCUUUGCGAAGAGGGCGUACCGGGAGCUGCGGCUGCUCAAACACAUGAAGCACGAGAAUGUGAUCGGACUGCUGGACGUGUUCACUCCCGCCACCCGCCUGGAAACCUUUCAGGACUUCUACCUGGUGAUGCCGUACAUGUACACGGACCUGUCCAAGGUUCGAGGUCUGCUCUCAGAGGACCGGGUUCAGUUCCUGGUCUAUCAGAUGCUCUGUGGACUGAAGUACAUUCACAGCGCUGGCAUCAUUCACAGGGAUCUUAAGCCCGGGAACCUGGCUGUAAAUCAGGACUGUGAGCUGAAGAUCCUGGACUUCGGCCUGGCGCGGCAUGCAGAUGCAGAGAUGACGGGUUACGUUGUGACGAGGUGGUACAGAGCGCCGGAGGUCAUUCUGAACUGGAUGCACUACACCCAGACAGUGGAUAUCUGGUCAGUUGGGUGCAUAAUGGGAGAAAUGUUCAAUGGCAAGACACUCUUCAAGGGAAAAGACUACAUGGAUCAGCUUACUCAAAUAAUGAAGGUAACCGGCACACCUGGCCCAGAAUUCAUUGAGAAGCUUGAAAGCCAAGAGGCGAAGACCUACGUGAGGACGCUUCCUCAUUAUCCUCGCAAAGAUUUCUCCACGCUGUUUCCCCGGGCCAGCGAGGAAGCGGUGGACCUGCUGGAGAAGAUGCUGGUUUUAGAUGCAGGAGCUCGCCUCACUGCUGAUGGAGCGCUGGCCCAUAGUUAUUUCAACGGCCUGAGGGAUCCAGAGGACUGCCCGGAGCCUAAACCAUAUGAUGACAGUUAUGACAAUGCUACACUGCCCCUAGAGGAGUGGAGACGACUAUCAUUUAAAGAAGUGAAGAGUUUUGUCCCGUUCCCGAGACGAGACUCGAAGAGGAGAAACACGCUGACGAUGACUCAGUGAAGCUCUGCCUGCGGCUGAUUUUACACUAUUUUAAAGACACGUUUAAAGCAGAAGAACAGUGUGGAAGCUGUUUACACACUCAGCUGUUACAAACUGAAAUAUUUUCAUGACAAUCUACGAGAAUCGGUGAUGAAUGUUUGAGUUCUGUGGACCUGAUAAGUGGACUUAAGGAUGUACUGCUGUUACAGUGGUGGCUGGCUUUCGUUUGUUGCCAAUUUGCCUUUAAGUGCUGUGUUGGAACAGUUGUUUAAAAAGUAGUUAAGAUGUUUUCUUUGACAUUGUGGCUUCUCGUGCUCAGAAGAAAAGUGUUAUCACGUUGGAGGUUGUAAAUAAAUACAGAUUCUUGCUGAUGCUUAAGACCUUAAGAGCUGUACAGUUUUUCACUAUGCCCAUCUGUCAAAAUAUCAUUUGUCAGAAUUUAGCGAAUUAAAGUUAGUCUAUUAAGAAAAUCUUUGUUUGUUUUCUUAUUCGAAUUGCCAAAAGCACUAUAAAACAAAUCCAGAUUAUAUUUUUAAUUAUUAGUAUAAGAAAAGGUCCUGAAGCAGAGCAGUUUUAAGAGACACACCUGCACAACUUUUUCACCUUUACUGUUGAAAAAAAAAAUAGAUUUUGGCUCUUGUUCUUUACACUUUCAAAAAGUUUCUCAUGACAAAUGAACCAAUAAAAAUGCUCCAAAAUGA